CAUUUGGAUCUCAUUUCUCAUUCCGCGGCGAAAACUCGACGAACGUGCAAGCAAACAAGCGAGCAGAAAGGCGACCUAGUUUAAAACUUAAUAUUAUUCGUAUAUUUUCGUACGGAAUUAGAGUCCGCGUAGACCAAUGGCGUUCCUCAACAAGAUUGCUGCGCCAGCCCUGCGCCAGCUGGUGGCCCAAAGUCGGUCCUAUGCCUCCGUGUCCCAGGUGUCGCCCAAUGGCACUUCCUUCGCGCUGACGGAGGAACAGGCUCAGCUGCAGGAGAUGGCACGCAAAUUCACACGCGAGGAGAUCAUCCCCGUUGCCGCGCAAUACGACAAGACCGGCGAGUACCCGUGGCCCAUCAUAAAGAAGGCCUGGGAGCUGGGUCUGAUGAACAAUCACAUUCCCGCGGAUAUUGGCGGCCUCGAUCUGGAUGUGUUCACCACCUGUCUGACGGCCGAGGAGCUGGCCUAUGGCUGCACCGGCAUCAUGACUGCCCUGGAAGCUAGCGGACUGGGUCAAACUCCUGUGAUCCUCUCUGGCAACAAGGAACAGAAGAAAAAGUACCUGGGCCGCCUGCUCGAGGAGCCUCUGGUGGCCGCUUAUGGCGUGACCGAACCUGGCGCAGGUUCCGAUGUGAAUGGCAUCAAGACGCGCGCUGAGAAGAAGGGCGACGAGUACAUUAUCAACGGCCAGAAGAUGUGGAUCACCAAUGGCGGUGUGGCCAACUGGUACUUCGUGCUCGCCCGCACCAAUCCCGAUCCCAAGUGCCCGUCCAGCAAGGCCUUCACCGGCUUCAUUGUCGAGCGCGACUCUCCCGGCCUGACGCCCGGCCGCAAGGAGCUGAACAUGGGACAGCGCGCCUCCGAUACGCGUGGCAUCACCUUCGAGGAUGUGCGCGUGCCCAAGGAGAAUGUGCUGAUUGGCGAGGGAGCCGGCUUCAAGAUUGCCAUGGGCACCUUCGACAAGACCCGCCCUCCAGUGGCCGCCGGCGCCGUCGGUCUGGCUCAGCGUUGCCUCGAUGAGGCCCUCAAGUAUUCCCUGGAGCGCAAGACCUUCGGUGUGCCCAUCGCCUACCAUCAGGCUGUGCAGUUCAUGCUCGCGGACAUGGCCAUCGGUGUGGAGACCUCGCGUCUGGCGUGGCGCCUGUCCGCCUGGGAGAUUGACCAGGGACGCCGCAACAGCUACUACGCCUCCAUUGCCAAGUGCCAUGCCGCCGAUAUGGCCAACAAGAUCGCCUCCGAUGCCGUACAAAUCUUCGGCGGCAAUGGCUUCAACAGCGAGUAUCCCGUGGAGAAGCUGAUGCGCGAUGCCAAGAUCUAUCAGAUCUACGAGGGCACCUCUCAGAUCCAGCGUCUCAUUAUCUCCAGAAACAUGUACGAGGCGGCCAAGGGCAAAGCUUAAGUUCCGAUGCUCAACUUACAUCCAUUCACCUCAGUCAUACUCAUUGUAGACCAACACAUUCACAACAAUUCGAUAAAUAAAAGUACAAUUAUAGUUACAUAAA
Molecule: messenger RNA, 1499 nt
Organism: Drosophila guanche
Lineage: Eukaryota; Metazoa; Arthropoda; Insecta; Diptera; Drosophilidae
Gene: Mcad
Product: probable medium-chain specific acyl-CoA dehydrogenase, mitochondrial
Exons: 3
Coding region: 137-1396 (419 amino acids)
Biological process (GO): medium-chain fatty acid catabolic process; fatty acid beta-oxidation
Cellular component (GO): mitochondrion
Molecular function (GO): flavin adenine dinucleotide binding; medium-chain fatty acyl-CoA dehydrogenase activity
Source: RefSeq, a predicted model, not a curated record